Phanerochaete carnosa HHB-10118-sp is the source of this 3671-nucleotide messenger RNA. RefSeq lists its product as uncharacterized. NCBI's taxonomy places the organism in Eukaryota, Fungi, Basidiomycota, Agaricomycetes, Polyporales, Phanerochaetaceae. Bases 61 to 3594 code for a protein of 1177 amino acids. The transcript is spliced from 10 exons. Gene Ontology annotation, molecular function: DNA binding. Gene Ontology annotation, biological process: DNA replication checkpoint signaling; DNA repair; replication fork arrest. The record is from RefSeq and is a predicted model, not a curated record. Gene Ontology annotation, cellular component: replication fork protection complex.
CCAGACACAGGUUCCCUUGGUCUUUCCUCUGCCCUUUUCUAAAACUGAGCGUUGGGAAAAAUGGAUGUCGACGACGUGAUUGACGUCUCCUCAGGUGACGAGAGCGACUACAACUCGCGACGCGCCAUUCUUGAACCUGCCAUCCGGAGUGUUAUAGACGCAUUAGGAGGAUAUGAGGAAGGUCGCUAUAGACUCGGAGACGAAUGCUACGGCUGUUUGAAGGACCUCAAGAAAUUUUGGAGGCGAGACGAUACCGAUGACGAGCGAACGGUCGCGAGGAUCUUCUGGGCGACACGCGUGCUGCCGAACGACCUAAUACCGAUUCUGCUCGAGACCGCGGGGCGCGGAAUGUUCGAGGACAAGAGGGCGAUUGCGUGCGCGGACUUGAUGACGGCGAUGACCUGGCCUAUAGACGUGGCAGAGGAGCUGAAGGAACUCGACGAGGUGUUGGACAAGGGCACAGACUACACGCAGCUCCUCCAGAGUCACCUGUACUACAAGGCAGCGUUACUCAAGUCGGGAGUUAUGGAGGCUCUGCUUGGUAUUGUCAUGCCUUGCUUGGCGAAAGACAUGAAGGAGAGGACGGAGCGCGAUGUGCAGAUUAUCGGCGUCAUCCUCUACCUCAUCCGCAACCUCGCAUUCAUCAAGGACCUUCCGUCGAACAUGUACCUGAGCGCGGACCAGGCCGAGUUCUCUUCCCUGCAGAGCAAGCUCGUCAAGAUGCUCUCCGAGACCAAUAUUCUGGACCUUCUGCUCACCAUCGCAUCGAACGGGAGCGAAGACACCAUGUUCAAUCACUGGAACGUACUAAUCCUCGAGAUAUUCUACUUUCUCUUCCGAGGUAUCAAGCCAGUGUCACUGGCAGGAGAUCAAGGCGAGGCGAGUGACAACAAUCUCCGCCGUCUGCUCGCCGUCGAAGACAGUAUGAAGCGCAGCUUUGCGCGUAACGCGUCCUCGCGACACUCUCGCUUUGGAACUACCAUCUCCGUCACUCUGAACCCCAAGUUAGCGGCGAAGCAGAACGCCGCGACUAGCACAGCAAACGCUGAAGGCGAAGCGCCGCCACUGCCAGAGGCGCAGGCAAGCACUUCGGGCCCAGCGUUUGUACUCCAUCGCCAGCAGGCAUUACGGAAGGACGCGGGAAGUAUGUUACAUGCAGGAAAGCGGGCCAAAGCACAGAAGGUCAAGAAGAUGGACGAGCUCGCCAGGGAGGAGAAUCUGAACCCGGAGUCGAGAACGAUCCUCCAAGGUCUGGCGAAGACUUUCCUGGAGAGCUGCUUCAACCCGUUCCUCGCAUCCCUUCUGAAGGAUAUUAAGGCCGAGCGACCAAAGAUUACGGAAAAGGACCAUCUCCGGCUGCUCUAUAUCACCAAGUGGUUCCUCGAGUUCCUCCUCUGCCUGCGCUCAACCGACAAGUCGCGCACAUGGAGCUUUGGCCUGAUUGCGGAGGUCACGGAGCGGAAUUGGAUAGUCUGGGUCCUGCGACGGAUGCGCGAAGCCGUCAACGAAAAGCCAAAACUCUGGACAGAGCUACAGGCGGGCGUCGAGUGUCUGACGCAGCUCGUGCUGCUCAUCGAUGCGAUGAGCUCGUCGGGCGUUGAGGACGCGCAGCACGUGUCCGAGGUGCUGCAGGUGCAGAUCGUGUACAACGGCGAAGUCCUCGACAUCGCGUUCGACAGCCUGAAGGUGUACAAAGAGGGAACACAAAGCCUUACAUACCUCGACUCGAGCGUGCAUCUUGCCUAUGCGCUGCUGCGCCUCCUUGAGCGGUAUGCGAAGAAGGAGGGAUCUGGGCUGGUCAGGCAGAAGAAGCGUAGGGCCAAAAAGAAAGAGGCAGGUGGUGGUGUGCCUGACGAUGAGGAGGAGGAGUUCGAUGCUGAAGAAGAAGAGAUGACGGAGACUAUGUUCACGUUCGAUGCCUUCGAGCAGAGAUUCGCCAAUCCAGACGUCACGCAGACACUGCUCAUGUAUCUCGCACGCUACAAGGAGUUUAGCUCUUCUGAGGAUAUGAAGCGCAUCGUCAACCUCCUUCAUCGACAAGCCAUCAAGGCUAAGGCUGAGGGGUUGUUCUUUAAGGUUUCUACUCUGGAGCUCUUCAAGUCCAUCCUAGAUGAAGAGAAGUCCUUGCCGCGCGAGCAGCCCUACAAAGACCUCGUCGUGCUCAUCCACUAUAUCCUCCGGCAAUUCUUCAAGACUGUCGAAGAAGACUCGUUCCUUGUCGUUGAAGCUUUCUACUCAAAGAACCGCGGCAAGUGGAAGGCGCUCUCGAGCUGGGAGCCCCCGGCCAAAGGAGCAAGGGCGCUCGAGCCCGAGAACGAUACGGUCCUCGAGAACCGGUGGCUUACCGAUGUACAUGUUAAGAAAGGGUAUACCUGGGAGCAGCAGCUCGCGAUUGCGGUCAGGAUACUGGUAGAGGACGAGAAGCAGGUGAUCGUUAACUGGGUUAAAGAGACCUUGACAAUGGUGAUUGGGAUCAGGCAGAGGAUUGUCGAGGAUACGGACGGGUCGAGCUCGCAAGCCGCCGACCUAUCGCAAGACGAAGACGAAGAGACCUCGGCUGUAAAGCGGAGAGGCCCGUCCAAGGAAGCGAUGGAGAAGUUUACUGACUAUAUGAUUCCCUACGUCAGUGACGAGCAGGCAGACGCUGCGACCAAAGAUCCGCAUGUGAAGCUCGUCUUCCGGCUCUUGCACUUCGCGAUCCUUGCUGAAGGCGAGCAUCUGGAGUGGUAUGUUCCCGCCGCGAUCGUCCCGGAGGAGCUCCAGCGAAGCCUCGCACUUAUCAACCAGUUCCUCGAGAAGCCUAUCGAUCUCGGAGACAAAAGCGCUUCAGCGCUGCUGCAGCGCGACAGGCGCAAACGGCGCCGUCGCCGACGUCCGUCCCCGACACCAGAGGCAAGCGACGCCGAAGACGACGAGCCGCGGCGGCGGCGACGAGAGAAGAAGAAGAAGAAAGAGACGCGGUUGUACAAGAGCGCACAGUUCGUGGAGGAUAGUGACGUGGACGAGGCGGAGUGGGAGCGCUUCUUUGCGAAAGAGAAGGAGCUCCGCGAGCGCAUGAAGCUCAACGCGCUCAAGGAGGGCAAGGAUCUCGCGACGAUGAAACAGAACGGGACGAAGAAACGGAGGCGCAAGGGCGAGAAGGCGGGUGAGGAGAAGCGCAAACGGAUGCGUGUGCCCGGUGACGACGAUGGUGUUGACGCCGGUGACGGCGUUGGCAGCGAAGACGAGGAUGAGCCUGCAAAAGUGCUUGUCACGAUCGACUCGGACAAGGACUCAGAUUCGGACGAUGGUGGCAUCUUCAACCCAUUCUCGUCUCCCAAACCAGGUCCGUCUUCGCGGACAUCCCCAGAGGACAGCUCAGAAGCGGCCCAACCACAAAAGACAAAGCUGAAGCCGAGGCCAAAACCGAGACCGCGGGCCAAGGCGAAGGCCCCGACACCAGAAGUUGAAGAGGUGCAAGAGGCUUCAGCAUCACUGCCGAAAUCGAAUUCUCCGCCAAUGGAGGUGUCUGAUGGUGAUGAUGACGAAGUUGUGACGAUACCGCGGAAAGUUGUGAAUAAGCCGCUGUUCAUAUCUUCCGACGAGGAAGACUGAAGUUGUUUCGGGACUGUUACUUCUCAUAUAGUUGUAUACUCCACAUUUGCGUGUAUAUCGUACACCGUAUUACCCGG